GCUCACUUCCGACGCGGCUGCGAAGUUCCGGGUUCUUACGGUUGCGGCUGUUUGUAGGGGUUGCUAGCUAAUAGACUGUGUACUUUCACUCCCGAGGGCGAUGCGCUCUGGGGCAGCCGUCAGGGCCUGCCAGAAAGCCUGCAGAUGCCUGUUGUCUGGUUUUGGGGGUCGAGUAGAUGGGGGCCAGCCAGAGCGGUUGACGGAACGGAGUAGCCUCCUUGGAGAGCCCCCGAGGUCGCCCGCGGAGCUGCCUGGGGGGAGCGAACCAAGAGAAGCCCCAGAGUCUGGAGAGGGGAGCGAAGCGCUGGUAGAGAUCUGUCAGAGAAGGCAUUUCCUCAGUGGCACCCAGCGGCGGGUUAGCCGCGAUUCUCUCCUGAGCGGGUGCCACGCCGGCUUUGGCCCCUUGGGCUUAGAGUUGCGGAAGAACUUGGUGGCAGAAUGGUGGUCCUCCGUGGUGGUGUUCAGGGAACAGGUCUUUCCGGUAGACGCCCUCCACCAUGAAUCGGGCCCUUCGCUGCCCGGGGACAAUGCCUUCAGGUUAGUUUCCGCAGAAACUCUACGCGAAAUCCUGCAAGACAAAGAACUGAGUAAGGAACAGCUAGUAGCAUUUCUUGAGAACUUAUUAAAAACUUCUGGGAAACUACGGGAGAACCUUCUUCACGGGGCCUUGGAGCACUAUGUUAAUUGCCUGGAUCUGGUAAACAAGAGGCUGCCUUAUGGCCUCGCUCAGAUUGGAGUGUGUUUUCGUCCUGCUUCUGAUACUAAGCAGACAUCUAAUGGUGUUAAAAGAAUCGGUGAGACGACGGAAGCUUCACUGGUAUGGUUUACUUCAGCAAGAACUGCCAGCCAGUGGCUUGAUUUCUGGUUACGUCAUCGACUCCUGUGGUGGAGAAAGUUUGCUGUGAGUCCAUCUAACUUCAGCAGCAGUGACUGUCAGGAUGAAGAGGGACGAAAGGGAAACAAACUUUACUACAAUUUUCCCUGGGGAAAGGAGCCAAUAGAAACGUUGUGGAACCUAGGAGAUCAGGAACUUUUACACAUGUAUCCUGGAAAUGUGUCUCAAUUACAUGGCCGAGAUGGACGAAAAAAUGUGGUUCCUUCUGUUUUAUCUAUAAAUGGAGAUCUAGACCGAGGCAUGCUGGCUUACCUCUACGAUUCUUUCCAGCUAACAGAGAACUCCUUUACAAGAAAGAAAAAUCUUCAUAGAAAGGUACUUAAGCUUCACCCUUGUCUAGCCCCUAUUAAGGUUGCUUUGGAUAUGGGAAAAGGCCCAACAGUGGAACUAAGACAGGUUUGUCAAGGGCUGUUUAAUGAAUUACUAGAAAGUGGAAUUUCUGUGUGGCCUGGUUAUUUGGAAACUGCACAAUCCUCAUUGGAACAACUUUAUUCAAAAUAUGAUGAAAUGAGUAUCCUCUUCACAGUUUUGAUUACUGAUGCUACUUUGGAGAAUGGAUUAAUACAUCUGAGAAGUAGAGACACCACUAUGAAGGAAAUGAUGCAUAUAUCCAAAGUAAAAGACUUUUUAACCAAGUAUAUAUCAUCAGCUAAGAAUGUAUAAAUUUCAAUAUUGGUGUAAUAAAUGUUUGUGUUUUUUAA
Myotis lucifugus (little brown bat) is the source of this 1596-nucleotide messenger RNA. RefSeq names its product DNA polymerase gamma 2, accessory subunit (gene POLG2). Gene Ontology annotation, cellular component: cytoplasm; mitochondrion. NCBI's taxonomy places the organism in Eukaryota, Metazoa, Chordata, Mammalia, Chiroptera, Vespertilionidae. The transcript has 8 exons. The coding region runs from base 101 to 1558 and encodes 485 amino acids. Gene Ontology annotation, biological process: mitochondrial DNA replication. The record is from RefSeq and is a predicted model, not a curated record.